Messenger RNA from Pelodiscus sinensis (Chinese soft-shelled turtle), 1627 nucleotides. The record is from RefSeq and is a predicted model, not a curated record. Lineage: Eukaryota; Metazoa; Chordata; Testudines; Trionychidae.
CACUUACAAAAUGUCUGUUAAGGAACUUCUCAUUCAAAAUGUUCACAAAGAGGAGCACAGUCAUGCCCACAACAAGAUCACUGUUGUUGGGGUUGGUGCAGUUGGCAUGGCUUGUGCAAUCAGCAUCCUGAUGAAGGAUUUGGCUGAUGAACUUGCCCUUGUUGAUGUCAUAGAGGACAAACUGAGGGGAGAGAUGCUGGAUCUUCAGCAUGGCAGUCUCUUCCUUAAAACACCAAAAAUUGUCUCUGGCAAAGACUACAGUGUGACCGCACACUCCAAGCUGGUGAUCAUCACCGCUGGCGCUCGCCAGCAAGAAGGGGAGAGUCGUCUUAACUUGGUCCAGCGCAACGUGAACAUCUUUAAAUUCAUCAUUCCCAACGUUGUCAAGUACAGCCCUGACUGUAUGCUGCUUGUCGUAUCCAAUCCAGUUGAUAUUUUGACCUACGUGGCCUGGAAGAUCAGCGGCUUUCCUAAACACCGUGUUAUUGGUAGUGGCUGCAAUCUAGAUUCUGCCCGUUUCCGCUACCUCAUGGGAGAAAAACUGGGCAUCCAUUCUUUAAGCUGCCAUGGAUGGAUAAUUGGAGAGCAUGGAGACUCUAGUGUACCUGUCUGGAGCGGGGUCAAUGUUGCUGGUGUCUCCCUGAAGGCUCUACACCCUGACCUAGGAACGGAUGCAGACAAAGAGCAUUGGAAAGAAGUCCACAAACAGGUGGUAGACAGUGCCUAUGAGGUUAUCAAGUUGAAGGGAUACACAUCCUGGGCAAUUGGUCUCUCUGUGGCAGAUCUAGCUGAAACCGUUAUGAAGAACCUGAGAAGGGUGCACCCAAUUUCAACUAUGGUUAAGGGCAUGUAUGGAGUAAGCAGUGAUGUCUUCCUAAGUGUUCCCUGUGUGUUGGGAUAUGCUGGCAUCACAGAUGUAGUGAAGAUGACCCUUAAGAGUGAGGAAGAAGAAAAGCUAAGGAAGAGUGCAGAUACACUUUGGGGAAUCCAGAAGGAACUGCAGUUUUAACUUAUGUCCUAAACAUAAGUUAGACAUUAGUGAAUUUGUCUGUUGCACUGUUCGAGUAGGUCAAGUCCUCUAAUCUAGGUACUGACUAGAAACUUGUAAAGCUAAAGUCUAUGAACAAUGUUUCCUGAAAGUAGAGUAUGAAACUAUUGAGACAUCCUAUUCACCAAAAUCUGACUUCUUAGCCAGAGGUAGAUCACAGCCUUGUCAUUUACAGUAAGUGGUGUAAAAUAGAUCUAGCACUCCUUGUGAAACACUGCCUAACAUCCUCUGCCUCUCAGUUUAAUGUCACUUCAGAAGAGCAAUUGGUUUUACAACUGUGUAAUGUAGAGACCAAAGUAUUUCUUGUAUUACAGAAAGGAUGGGGGUAAACCAACUCUGACCAACUUCUUCUGAUAGCUUAAAAAUCUCAACUUCUUGCAGGUCCAAAUGUAUCUUCCUUAUUGCUUUGGAAUCUAUGUGCAUACCCUUUCUGGAGAAAUGUUGUGUACACUAAUACUGGAAUAGCUGUAACUCUGGUUCAUAGAAAUGUAAAAACAAGGACUUCUGUAUACAACAAAGGCCACUGCAAGCAUUCAACUGUAGUACCAGCCCUGACACCAAAUAAAUUGUGAACUGCUU